Molecule: messenger RNA, 702 nt
Organism: Pogoniulus pusillus (Red-fronted tinkerbird)
Lineage: Eukaryota; Metazoa; Chordata; Aves; Piciformes; Lybiidae
Gene: GLOD5
Product: glyoxalase domain containing 5
Exons: 5
Coding region: 1-513 (170 amino acids)
Source: RefSeq, a predicted model, not a curated record
AUGAACAUUAAGCAGGCUGCAGGAAGGGGACAGUCACAAGGGAACCAUCUGGCACCAGAUUGCCCAAGCUCUUGGUCCUCUCUUGCAGGCCCUGAGAUAAUGUCCUGGAAGGAGAAGCAAGUGAGUCCACCCCCAUGUUUCAUCCAGCACCUGGACCACCUCGUGUUGACUGUGAAGAGCAUUGAGGACACUGUGGCCUUUUAUUCCAAAGUCUUGGGCAUGCAGGUGGUGACUUUCAAGGGGAAUCGCAAAGCUCUGCACUUUGGCAACCAGAAGUUCAACCUGCAUGAGGCUGGCAAGGAGCUGGAACCCAAGGCUCAGUGCCCAGUCCCUGGCUCUGCAGAUCUCUGCCUUAUCACAGAGGUGGCCCUGGACCAGAUGCUGGAUCAUCUGAAGGCCUGUGGGGUGCCUAUUGAAGAAGGUCCUGUGGACAGAACCGGUGCCAUGGGUCCAAUAACUUCCAUCUACUUCCGAGACCCUGAUGGGAACCUGAUUGAGGUUUCCAAGUACUGAAAAGAUGUAGCUGCAGCCAACAGAGGUGGACCCUGACCACGACCUGGACCCUGCCCACUUGCCAGAAGAAGCCACACUCUUGGUGUGGCUCAUCUUACAAGUUGGAGCCUUUAUAUGGCAAACUUAGGGCAGGCUUCAAAAGCCAGCCCUAGAAGCAGGAGUUCUGACAUUCAUUAAUAAAAACCAAUU